AUGAGCGCAAUCCCCUCGGCAACACCUCGGACUCGCAAAAAACUAACUCCAACGGAUCGUGCUGCCGUCGUUGCAUACCUACUAAGCGUCAGUAUCGCGCUACAGCCUCCGAAAGGCUCGAUUCAAGCUUGUGCGGCCAAGUAUGGCUGUAGCGACGACCAGAUCUCGUGUUUGUGGCGCCGAGCCGUUCAAGACAUCGAAGGAGGCAGACCCAUCAACUACGACAGCGGGAGAAAGGUAAAGAGUGGUCGCAAGUCGCGCAUGACAGAGGCAUUCCGCGAGGACCUCAACAGGUCAAUCGCACUUAUCCUCCUAGCGCUCUCGUUAAUGCAUCUUUGUAACGGCACCUUCAGCACCUUUCCUGUCUAA
Messenger RNA from Phytophthora infestans T30-4, 369 nucleotides. RefSeq lists its product as uncharacterized. The record is from RefSeq and is a predicted model, not a curated record. Lineage: Eukaryota; Oomycota; Peronosporomycetes; Peronosporales; Peronosporaceae. Bases 1 to 369 code for a protein of 122 amino acids. The transcript has a single exon.